AUGAAUGCUUCAAAUCGGACGAUUAAGUGUGUUGUUGUUGGAGAUGGUGCCGUUGGUAAAACGUGUCUUCUAAUAUCUUACACAACAAAUAAGUUUCCAUCUGAAUAUGUUCCGACAGUUUUCGACAAUUAUGCUGUGACCGUAAGGGUUGGUGGUGAUCCAAUGAUGCUAGCCCUCUUCGAUACUGCUGGCCAGGAAGAUUAUGAUCGUUUACGUCCACUGAGUUACCCUCAUACGGAUAUCUUUCUUUUGUGCUUCUCGGUGGUCAACCCAGCCUCAUUUGCAAAUGUCAAAGAAAAGGUUUUAUAUGAGGUAGACUUAUGCUGCAGUCACCACGCACCAAACACUCCGUUUCUGUUAGUUGGAACCCAGACUGAUCUUCGUGACGAUACUGGCAAAGUAGAAAGUUUGGCACUCAAUCGGCAAAAGCCAAUUACCCCAGAACAAGGUGAAAAAUUAGCUAGAGAAAUUAAAGCUCACAAGUAUGUCGAGUGCUCUGCGCUAACACAAUAUGGCUUAAAGAAUGUUUUUGAUGAAGCGAUUCUGGCAACGCUGGAGCCGCCACGAACUAAGAAAGGUCGAUGCGGCAUUCUCUAA
Messenger RNA from Mesocestoides corti, 597 nucleotides. The record is from the annotation of a GenBank genome assembly. NCBI's taxonomy places the organism in Eukaryota, Metazoa, Platyhelminthes, Cestoda, Cyclophyllidea, Mesocestoididae.